AAGUUCAACAUCGGCCCCUUGGCCAAAGCUUUACAUUUAGUCUGUGCAGUACGGCAACGGACACAAGUCCUACAUUUGACGCAUCGGCAGCUUUCGCCCUUGCGUCCUUGUACAUAUAUUGAAAUGGCAGCAAUUGAUUGGCUUCCGGUUGUGCGUGCCGGCAUGGUCUCCAUGUGGAUUGAAUUGUCUUUCAUGAUCUUCUUUGCGUUGGGUUUCGUGCUGCUGCGCAACGGAGUUUUCAGUUUCCUGGGACCUGGCAAUGCAAAGAAGGGUGAUUAUGGUAAGAGCUCAAGAAGAGCGGCGCAGUUUAGCAGCAAGUCGAAGAAGAUCAUUGAGGCUGAGGCCUCUUCCGGCAAUGCGAAGGAGGUGCUCAAGGCCUGGAGGCUCGGACAAGGAGCUCCAACUCCCAAGGAGCUGUUCAAAGUGGUCGUUCAAGCUUUCAUCGACGCAGAACCCGAAUCCCUUGUGAAGGAGAUCGUCUCCCACAUCAAACUCCACGAGGAGGUUCUUACAACCACGUUCGUGGCAAUGUCCAUCUUGGACACGGUUGCGCGUUCGGGGAAGACCGCGCUGAUGCAGGAGUGUUGGGAGCUGCUGCCAGAAGCAGGCAUCAAGUGCAGCAACUGCAUGUACGACGUCUUGCUGGGCGGCUUUGCUACAGCAGGUGAACCCGAUAAGGUACGGCAUUACGAGGCGGUCAUGAAGAGGGAGCGCUUGAAGAUGUCUGCGCGUGGCUUCUCAUUGGUCAUCAAGGGCUACCUGAAGAAUGGCCUAGUGGACGAGGUUUUGGAGAAGUUGAUUGAGAUGAUGAGAUCCGGUCAUGAUGUACCGUCCUUCGCUGUCGCGCAAUUCCUGCGUGUGGCUGCAGAGGCCGGGCGAUCGGCGGAAAUGUUUGCAGCCGUGCAGAGCGAGUUGGAUAUGUCCUCCGAAGCCUUUGGCGUCAUUUUGGAGGAUUGUGCGCGCACUGGAAACCUGACCCUCGCUGAGGAGGUGGAACAUACUGCUCGAUCAGUAUUGACGCCUCUUCCGGCCACACUGUACGACGUGUUAGUCAAGCUCUACACGCUGAAAUGCCAUUCCAGAGCCAUUCAUGUAUUCAACGAGAUGCAAAGCCAGGGCAGCAUCAGCGAGGCGUUCUGCGUGAGUCUGCUGGCGCGCUGUGCCGAGAGCAAGUUCUUGAGUCUGGCAGAAGAGGUGGUGAAGUACUGCCGCAGCUCCAAGGUCAUGACCUUGUCCAUCUACAGCUCCCUCAUGAAGGUGUAUGCCUUCUCGGGGUUGUAUGACAAGGCGUGCGACCUUUAUGAGGACAUUCAGAAGGACAAGAUCGAGCCCGAUGCCAUGAUGUAUGGCUGCCUGAUGAAGUUCGCCGUGGAGUGCGGCCGGAACUCUUUGCUGGAGGACUUGGCCGACAAGGUGCCGACGCUGGACAUCCAGCACUACAUGUCCUUGAUCCGCUCUGCGGGUUGCGACCGCGACGUGAACCGCGCCUUCGCCGUCUUCGAGCGCCUGAAGUGCAGCUCCUUGGCGCCGGACGUGGCCUCCUUCAACUGCGUGCUGGACGCGUGCGUCCGGUCCGGGGAUCUCAAGCGGGCGCAGGAGCUGAUGAAGGAGAUGCGGGAGCGAAAGAUGGUGGACAUUAUCACCUACAACACUCUCAUCAAAGGCUGGUGCAGCAAGGGAGACCUGAAAGCAGCCAAGGCAAUGAUUCAGCUGAUGGAGGCCGAAGGGAUCAAGGCGAACGAUGUUUCCUACAACUCCAUGGUCAAUGCGGCAGUCAUUCGAAGCAACUUCUUAGAGGCUUGGGCGAUCGUUGACACCAUGGAAGCAGCAGGUGUUCGGCCAGACCACUACACUGUCUCUAUCAUGAUGAAAGCGCUGAAGAAGAUCAAGGGGGGGCACUCUCAUGUUGCGCGGUGCUUUGCGCUCUUGGACCGUUCUGGCGUCGACAUUUGCCAAGAUGAGAUUCUACUCAACACUGUGCUGGAGACCUGCACCCGUCACCGGGAGACCAAGCGCUUGGAAUCCAUGCUGUGUCUCUUUGAGAAGUCCAAGCUGCGGCCGUCCACGCCCACCUAUGGGUCGAUCAUCAAGGCCUACGGCACCUUGAGAUGCCCCGAGAAGUGCUGGGCAUACUGGAGAGAGAUGAUCGAUCAGCGUGGUCUCAAACCGACGCACAUCGUCAUCGGCUGUAUGUUGGAUGCGCUGGUGAGCAACGGGUUGGUGGAUGAUGCAGAGCGUUUGUUCGCGGAGUAUGAUUCCUCUCCGCCCAAUAUGGUGCUGUAUUCGAUUCUGUUCAAGGGAUUUGCCAAUACGCACCAGCCGCAACGAGCCAUGGAUCUUUGGCGAGAGACACGGCAGAAAGGCAUGCAGAUGAACACUGUGGGCUACAACUCUGUGAUUGACUCGCAGGCUCGUGCUGGCAACAUGGAGGAAGUGUCAGAGAUUCUCAAAGUGAUGGCUGAGGAAGGUGUCAAGCCAGACAGCAUCACACAUUCAGUCAUUGUGAAGGCAUAUUGUGUCAGAGGAGAGCUGGAAAGCGCGAUGGCCACCAUCCGCAGCAUGCAGGAAUGCAAGAUGGAGCACGAUGCGGUUGUGUACAACACUUGCCUUGAUGCAUGCUCCAAGCAGAGUCGGCUGGACUUGGUUGACAAGCUCUUGAAGGACAUGGUGGCUCACGACAUCUCUCCGACAAACUUCACUUUGGGCAUCCUGGUGAAGACGUUCGCCCGAGCCAAACAGCUGGAUAAAGUCUUUGAGAUCAUGGAGACCUUGCCCAAGCUUGGCAACUUUGUGCCCAAUCAGCAGGUUUGGAUGUGCCUUUUGUGCUCGUGUCUCAACAACGAUGCGCCCGACAAGGCACUCGAGGUUCUGGCGGACAUGCGAGCAAAUGGCCACCCAGUAGACAGCAAGGUGUACCAGGUGCUGAUCUCAGGGCUGGUGAAGCACGGCUGGCUCCAGGAAGCCGUGAAGCUGGUGGACCAGGUGUAUGGAUUGGGGGGCAAUGCGGAUACGGAUUGCAAGCCUUCCGACGGGAUGUGUGUCGGCAUGGAGUGCCUGGAGGUGCAGAAGUGGUGUGAGGGACAUGAACGCUUCGCGUUUCAAGAGCGUGCUACACCCACAGGCAUUGUUCUCCGCCAUUGCGCAGAAGGGACUCAGGCAGCAUCUGGGCCUGCCGCUCUUGGAGCGCUUCCGGGCGGCGCAGCUGCCGGUGAGCGGUCGUAUCUUGAACUGUGCCUUUGCAAUUACUGGGGACUACAACAACAAGCAACAGAAGGGCAUUGAUGCGAAUCGGAGAAGUUUCAGAAAGUGAGGGCUAGUGAAGCGCAUGUCGCUUCUUUCUCCCGUCUGAGAUGGGAUCAGUUUGGUGCUGCAAGCCAUAGGCAAGCAGCACCUGUAGGAUUGACUUGUGACGCAUGCACAUCGUGCGAACUGGAGAAGAGUCCGAUGAACGGUCAGAACAUG
Effrenium voratum is the source of this 3462-nucleotide messenger RNA. NCBI's taxonomy places the organism in Eukaryota, Dinophyceae, Suessiales, Symbiodiniaceae. The record is from the annotation of a GenBank genome assembly.